CUCAACAUGUUUUCCAACAACUGCAACUAUUACUCAUUGUCUAAAAAACCUUCUCUCACCAAAACUUACAACAACAAAAAAAAAAGAAGAAAAUUUUAGAACAAUGGAGGCAUCAAAGAUGAAGUUUUUCUUGGUUUUGGUGGUUUCCGUGUUGGCGAUGGCAGCAACUGGGGUUUCAGCUGCUGAUGCACCUGCCCCAGGUCCUUCAUCCGAUGCCACCACCCUCUUUGUGCCCACUGCUUUUGCUUCUCUCUUUGUUCUUGCAUUUGGCCUUCUCUUCUAAUUUUCCAACAACCCUUUGGUUAUUUGUUACAUAUAUAAUGUGCAGAGGUGGUGGUUGUGUUUUGUGUUUCGUUCUUCACUUUUUUUCCAACUCAACUUGAGAAGUGGUUGGUUGGUCACUACUCUCUUGUGAGUAGAAGGGUUUUUUUUUUUUUUUUGAGGAUGCAUUGAAUUGGAGAUUUGGAGUGAGGAAGGAUGACAGUAGAUAACACAAUAUAGGAUCAUUUUGUUGGGUUUUUCUUCUUCUUCGUUUUCUAUAUUAUUAUCAUCAUCAUUCUUAUUCUUAUGUAACAAAUUCAUUAUUAAUUAUUCCUCAUUGUACUUUUUUUAUGGGUUGUGACAAUGUAAUCUUAUUGUGAUUUGUUUGGUUCC
This is a messenger RNA of Glycine soja, 654 nucleotides long. Its product is annotated as arabinogalactan protein 14-like. NCBI's taxonomy places the organism in Eukaryota, Viridiplantae, Streptophyta, Magnoliopsida, Fabales, Fabaceae. The record is from RefSeq and is a predicted model, not a curated record. Bases 104 to 283 code for a protein of 59 amino acids. The transcript has a single exon.